Molecule: messenger RNA, 1796 nt
Organism: Camelina sativa (false flax)
Lineage: Eukaryota; Viridiplantae; Streptophyta; Magnoliopsida; Brassicales; Brassicaceae
Source: RefSeq, a predicted model, not a curated record
AUGGGGAAGUUCGUGAGAAGGGGUUGGGUAGUGGCGUGUGUGAUGGUGUUACUGAUGUCGACUCAAGGUUUGGGGAAAAUAUCUAGUACAGAUGGUCAUGGCAGUGGCAAAAACCGACGUCAUCAACAGGGUGAUAGUGCUGGGGAUGGUAUAGGAGUUCGAGGAGAAGAUGCUGGUGAUGGUAUAGGAGUUGGAGGUGGUGCUAGCGAUGACAUUGGAGUUGGACGUGAAAUUAGCGGAGGAGGUGGUACAGGCGGUAAUGGUGGUGACGGAGGUUCAGGUGGUGGAAGUGGAGGUGGUGGGGAAGGAGGAGCUGGCGGCGGAGGAGGUCAAGGCGGCAGUGCUGGUGGUAAUGGAGGCAAUGGUGGUGGAGGAGGUCGUGGCGGUGCAGGUGGCCGUGGAGGUGGACGUGGUGGCGGUGGUGGCGGUGAAGGUGGAGAGGGAGGUGUAGGUGGUGGUGGCGGUGGCGGUGGGGGAGGACGCCGUGGUGGACAUGGUCGUGUUGGAGCUAAUGGUAGCGUAGGAGCCGGAGGAAGAACCGGUAGAAGUGGAGGUAGCAACGUUGGCGGAGGAAGACGUGGUGGUGGAGUUGGUGGUGGCGGUAGCGUUAUUUCAGUGACGAGAAAGAAAGUAAAACUUGCUUUCAUUACCAACGAUUCAUCGAGGAAAGCAACUUUCAACAAAAGAAAGAAAGGGCUGAUGAAGAAAGUGAAUGAGCUCUCCACUUUGUGUGGUAUCAAUGCAUGUGCCAUCAUCUACAGUCCCUACGAUUCCAACCCCGAAGUGUGGCCAUCAAAUUCCGGUGUGCAAAGGAUAGUCUCAGAGUUCAGGGCGCUUCCAGAAAUGGACCAACAAAAGAAGAUGGUGGACCAAGUAACCUUUCUCAGACAAAGGAUAGCGAAAGUGUCCGAUCAUUUCAGGAGAGAAAGAAAAGAUAACCGGGAGCUAGAGAUGAUUGAAGUCAUGUUCCAGUGUUUGUUAGGAAACAUGGGAAAGUUUCAUAUGAAUAUCAUGGAUCUUAAUGAUUUAGGUUAUUUGAUUGACCAAUAUAUGAAAGAUAUUAAUCACAGGUUUGAGAUUUUACAGAACUCUGGGAUGGAGAUCGGCGAGUCUUCCAAUGCUGGUGCGGCGGUCGGGACUACCUUUGAAUGGACUGGAUCAAUGGAAGUCAUGGCGUCUACAACCCCACCAACCACCACUAUUAAUGAGGCCGGUUCUUCAUCAUUGGCAGCUUUUCUAAACCCUCUUCAACAACAACAACAUCACCAACAAUUUCGUUAUCCGUCAUCUCCACAUGUUGGACUCUAUGAGCAGCCUCCAAGUUUGAAUUUAAACCUAAAUCAGAACUAUAGUCAGAACCAACAUCAAUGGUUUAUGGACAUGACGCACCACCAGCCUGAACCAUUGAACUAUGCAGAUGCUGAUCAGCAAAGGGGUUUUCUAUUUAUGGAUGAUAACCACCAACCCCAACACCAGCAUGAUCAACAGAUCCUUGGUGAUUCGUCCACUGUUUCAACCGUCGCUACUACAAGCAGCACGAUCCCCGUUACCAAUCCAAGUCCUACCAAUAAUACAUGGUUUCGUUAGUAUUUCCUUUCUAUGUGGUCUUAUUAGACUUUAAGAGUGGCUGAGUGUGUUUCAAGUUCUAGUAAGCAAAACAAAUAAUUAUAUUCAAAUGUUCUUUUCAUUAUAGUUUUAUUAUAUUUUGUGAUGACUAUGGGUUUUCAGUUUUCAGUGUUAUUGGACUUGUGAUAUCCUCGUUUUUUUUAAUAAAGAAUUUGUGAUAUUCUCGUUUU